Messenger RNA from Phalaenopsis equestris, 3141 nucleotides. Its product is annotated as LMBR1 domain-containing protein 2 homolog A-like. NCBI's taxonomy places the organism in Eukaryota, Viridiplantae, Streptophyta, Magnoliopsida, Asparagales, Orchidaceae. The record is from RefSeq and is a predicted model, not a curated record. The transcript is spliced from 14 exons. The coding region runs from base 170 to 2329 and encodes 719 amino acids. Gene Ontology annotation, cellular component: membrane.
CACCAGUCAUCAAGAUCGACGCCUUCCGUAGAUCUCUCUCCUUCCGGUCCCUCUCCCUACCUUCCUCUCCGAUACCAGCUGCUCGAGGAAUUGCCGAUUGUCAAAUUCAAAACGAAGGCGAGCGGCGGAAGUCAAAGGGGAGGAAGGAGGAUCGAGAGGAGGAGGGGAGAUGUGGGUUUUUUAUUUGAUAUCGCUGCUGCUAACCCUGGGAAUGAUAGCGGUGACGCUGCGUUAUUUCGCGGGACCGGACGUUCCACGAUAUGUGUUCUUCACCGUUGGCUACACCUGGUUCUGCUCCCUCUCCUUCAUCAUCUUAGUUCCUGCCGACAUUUGGACUACAUUGAUUGGGCAUGAUAACGGAGGUAUUGCUUUCUUCUGGAGCUGGUCAUAUUGGAGUACCUUUGCUCUGACGUGGAUUGUGGUUCCUACUAUUCAGGGUUAUGAAGACGCUGGAGAUUUUACAGUGAAGGAAAGAUUAAAAACUAGUAUUCAUGAAAAUCUAGUCUUUUAUUUGAUUCUGGGAGUGAUCGGACUUCUUGGACUCCUGCUACUUCUCAUCAUGCACCGAAGUUGGAAUAGAAGUAUUAUGGGCUUAGCCAUGGCUUGUUCAAAUACAUUUGGACUUGUGACCGGUGCAUUUCUUCUUGGUUUUGGAUUGAGUGAGAUCCCAAAGAGUAUAUGGAAGAAUGCUGAUUGGAACAAUCGUCAAAAAAUCCUUUCCUACAAGGUUGCAAAAAUGGCUGUGAAAUUAGAUGAUGCUCAUCAAGAAUUUUCAAACGCAAUCGUGAUUGCUCAGGCCACAUCCAAGCAGAUGUCUAAGAGGGAUCCUUUGAGGCCAUACAUGGAUGUUGUUGACAACAUGCUUGUCCAAAUGCUAAAGGAAGAUCCAUCUUUCAAGCCGGCUGGGGGACGCUUGGGUGAAAAUGAUAUGGAUUAUGAUACAAAUGAAAAAACAAUGGCUACACUAAGACGCCAGCUGAAGAAAGCUCAUGAGGAGUAUUAUCGAUGUAAGAGUGAAUAUAUGGCAUAUGUAAUGGAGGCUCUAGAGUUGGAGGACACAAUAAAAAAUUACCAACACUGUGAUUCAACUAGAUGGAAAUAUAUUUCUAGUUUCAGAGGAAGUCGGACUGGAGCGUUGGGAUCAUUUGUGGAUACAUUGGAGUUUUUGUGGCGCUGCUUUCUCAAAAAUAGGGUUAAGAAAUGUGCAGCAGUGUUACUUGGCUGUAUGACUGUUGCGAUCCUAUUGGCCGAGGCUACUAUUCUGCCUAGUGGGGUUGAUUUGUCACUCUUUUCCAUACUUAUAAACACGGUUGGGAAGCAGGAGAUGCUCGUUCAGAUUGCUGCAUUUGUUCCUCUUAUGUAUAUGUGUAUUUGCACAUAUUAUUCGUUGUUCAAGAUUGGAAUGCUCAUGUUCUACUCAUUAACUCCGAGACAAACAAGCUCAGUUAGUUUGCUCAUGAUAUGCUCAAUGGUUGCAAGAUACGCACCUCCGAUUUCUUACAAUUUCCUGAAUCUUAUUCGUCUUGAUAGAGAUAACAAAACUGUUUUUGAGAAGAGGAUGGGAAACAUUGACGAUGCUGUUCCUUUCUUUGGUCAAGGCUUUAAUAGAAUAUACCCUCUCAUUAUGGUUAUUUACACGGUGCUGGUUGCAGUUAACUUUUUUGGUCGAGUGAUUGAUUAUUUUGGAAGCUGGAAAAGGUUCAGAUUCCGAAAUGAAGAGGAGGAUAUGAAUGGCUUUGAUCAAUCAGGGAUAAUUAUCCUGCAAAAAGAGCGUUCUUGGCUUGAAAAAGGUUAUAACGUUGGCGAGCAAGUCAUCCCAUUAGCAAGAAAUUUUGGCAACUUCAGUGUGGAUCUUGAAUCUGGCAACGUGUCGCUGGACAAGGAUGCCACUGAAGUAGACCCUUUCAAGGAAGAAGGCAGAAAAACCCUAAAAUCUCAGAGAAAAGAUAACCAAAUACAUGGCACAAUCAGAGAGGCCUUAGCAGAUAAGUCUGCAACAAGGCAGUCAGAGACAUCAAAAAAGGCCUUGUCAUUGAGCUCAGUAUCUUCGCUCGAUCCACUUUACUCCCAUAACCAACCAGAUAUAAAUCCAAUCGCAUCAGGCUCAGGUCUAUCCACAAAGUGGGCUUCCAUUAAAUCUGGAUUUCAAAAAUUCAAGACCAAUAUUGGUGCAAAAAAGUUCCUUCCCCUGCGAGAAAUUCAGGAAACCUCACCAGGCGCUCAUAGUAUCUCCUCCUCCGAGUCCCUCGACAAAAUAUUUCAGAGGCUCAAACAGCGCCCAAGCGAAUAUCAGAAUAACGAAUAUGACUCCGAUGAUGGUGAUGCUUAGGACAUCUAUGAUCUGGUGUGCCACCUCAACAGGAAAUGGCACGGGAUGCUUUGUAAGUUCCUCUAAACAUAUUAAUUUUUUAGAAAUAGGCAAAGCAAAUGAAAUCAAGUAUAGUGAAAUGGUUACAUUCAACAUAUACAACACAAAAGUUUACAGCAAUUCAUAGGUAGCAUUAAGUAUCAAAGUUCAGUACAAUUUGUAGCAAAACAUACCUCAACUCCAUUUUGACCGUCAGCUGUUUGAACAAAAAACAAUGGUGGUUCAAAUGAUUGUAAAUGCAACUCCUUGUUUCUAAAUUUUUUAUAUUUUCGCUCCCUGCUGUGCUCUCUCUCUCUCUCUCUCUCUCUACAUCUAAAUUCUUCUCUCUCCAUUGCUGCUAAUGCUUACGUUGUCUGGGAAAGAAAAUGAUAGACGUUGUUCAGAACAUAAUUGCUGGACCCCAUUAGAUUUCUGAAUUUCAAAGUCAGUCCCGUGGCCAACCUUCUUCCUCAUUUGACAAUUCCUGCAGCGAUCGAUCUGUCCGCCUUUGAAUUCAACAUACAUUAAUUUAAUAUCGUAAUCAAUUGCGUUUGCCUAUCAAUUCCACCAACAUAGGGGGGACAGAUAUUGGCUGCUUGACAAGAACAAGUACUACAAUGUUCCCCCACCAUUAUUAAAUCUUCAUUCCAGAAUUUCUUCAGCACUCAAAGAACAAGGUAAUGAAAAUCACACAUAAUCACAUUCUAACAAAGAUUAAAUUCAUAUAAACGAAAUUGCAACAAAAAAAAGGGUUCAAAAGAAAAAUAUGUACAGAUAUCAUCGUUUUAUUCCUC